AUGAUUGGAUUCAGUCCAGUUGCCUCUGUAAUAGCAGAAGCAUUUGGAUGCAAGAAAAUUUUGGUUGAUGCUCAAUGUCUUCUCUUUCUAAUAGUAUUUGUUCCUGGCAAUUUCUUGGUUAUCUUUGCACUUAAUAACAAAUAGUUAUAAAUUGGAGGAUCACUUAGUAUUCUAGGAUGCUGGCUGAGAUUGCUUGUUUAAAUUUCAGGCAAUUUUUACUUAAUGAUUCCUGGAACCAUUAUCUGCGCAUUCGCCUAAGCUUUUUUCCUGAAUUGUGGUAGCAAACUUGCAACACUCUGGUUUGGUGACAAAGAAAGAGCGCUAGCUACUGCUGUUGGAGGUCUAUCAGUUCCUCUGGGAAGUAUCAUGGGAUUUGUUGCUCCUGCUCUAUUCUUUGAAGGGGAAGGAGAUAAAUAAUAAAUAUUUUACAAAUUAUCAUCAAUAAGAUAGGAGCCUAAAAUGAAUUUAGGCAAAGAAUUGAGAAUAAUUUUGGCUAAUAAGAGUUAUUUACUGCUUAGUUGCACAUUUAUAUUCAUGCAUGGGUUAUACACCACCUUUGGAGCUGUUGUCAGUUCGAUUACUAAGCCUUUUGGCUACAAGCCAAUAGAUAAUAGUAUAUUUGGUGUGAUUUUCACUAUCUUUGGUUUAAUUGGAACUUUAGUUUUUGGAAUUAUACUUGAUAAAUAUGCAAAGUACAAACUCAUUACAAACAUCAUGACGAUUGGUGCAUGUAUUUCUUUGUCACUGAUUUUUUGGACCCUUCCUACUUCUAACGUUCUUCUUCAUUCGGCUAACCUAGCUUUUGCUGGAUUCUUUAUUACUCCAAUAAUUCCCAUUGGCUUUGCUUUCUCUGUAGAGUUGACGUUUCCUGUCCCUGAAUCUGUGUCAAAUGGAAUGAUGAGUAUGAUUUGCUAGAUUUAUGGAACUAUUAUGGUAAGCAAGAUCUAAUUGAUUUAUUAUAGGGUGCUUUUGCUUCUUACAUUUGUUAUUAAGAUGGGGAAAAAGGACCGUUGA
Messenger RNA from Stylonychia lemnae, 1014 nucleotides. NCBI's taxonomy places the organism in Eukaryota, Ciliophora, Spirotrichea, Sporadotrichida, Oxytrichidae. The record is from the annotation of a GenBank genome assembly.